AUGGCUUACAAUUUGAUUAAGGACAUUGAAAAGAACCACCACUCAUGGGGAAAUUCUAGAGAGAGAAGUGAUAAAUCCCCUCAAAAGAGUGGUUUGUAUGAGGUUGAGAGCUCUAAACAUGCAGUUGAGAAAAGAAUAGAAGAUAAAGAGAAUGUUAGUGAAAAGGGUGAAGAUAUUAAAGAGGAUGUUCCGACACCGCCAGAAAAGGAGGUGGUGGAAGAGGUUGAGAAGGAAGCACCAUAUGUUGAUCCUUCUCCCUACAAACCCAAGGUACCUUUCCCUCUAAGAAUUCUAAAAGCCAAAGUAGAGGUUCAAUUCAUGAAGUUUGUAGACAUGAUUAAGAAACUCUAUGUGAAUGUGCUUUUCAGUAAGGUUUUGUCCCAGAUGCUGACUUAUGUAAAGUUACUCAAGGAAAUCCUCUCCAAAAAGAGGAUAUUAAAGGAACAUGAGAUAGUAGCCAUGACAACCACCACUACUGCGGUUAUCCAAAGUAUGCCACUAAAGAAAUUGGGUAUAGGAAAAAUUAAACCAACAAGUGUGACUCUUCAAAUAGAAGAUAGACCGAUCAAGUUUUUGGCCGGGAUUUUAGAGGAUAUUCCUGUCAAAGUAGGGCAUCUCUAUAUCCCCACUAAUAUUAUCAUCAUGGAUAGUAAGGAGGCCCCCCAUGUACUUAUAUUUGUAGUUAGACCAUUCUUAUGCACUGAUGGCACUAUCAUUAAUGCUAAGAGCGGCACAUUAAGUGUGGAAAUGGGAAAUGAAAGGAUAGAUUUUAUAAUGACCAUUAUGAUGAAGGAUAACUACAUAGAGGUAUCAUGUUAUUUGGUUGAGGUGGAAAAACCUAGUGCUGAAUAA
This is a messenger RNA of Lathyrus oleraceus (garden pea), 852 nucleotides long. RefSeq lists its product as uncharacterized. The coding region runs from base 1 to 852 and encodes 283 amino acids. The transcript has 3 exons. The record is from RefSeq and is a predicted model, not a curated record. Lineage: Eukaryota; Viridiplantae; Streptophyta; Magnoliopsida; Fabales; Fabaceae.